UUGGAUUAUGUCAGAUGCCUCCGCUGUUGUGAUGAAUGGGAAUAAGAGCAGCCAGAAAGGAAGAUGAACUUUGAUUCUCUGGAGGACUCGAUCCAGAACCUGCUGUCGGUGCUGUACCCCCCCUUCGAGGCCACCGCCCCCACACUCCUCAGCCAGCUCUUCCACAUCAUUGAUCGUCGUUAUCAGGGAGACGCCCUCCGCUGCCUGCUGGACUUUCUGGUCCCAGCCAAGCACAUCUUAGACACUGUGCAGCAGGCUGCAUGUGCUCAGUACUCUGAUGCACUCUUCUGCUGUGAGGGCUGGCCUCUGUGUUUGCGGGACCAAGUUGUCGUCCACCUUGCUCCCAUCAACCCCCUCAUACUCCUGCCUGGUGACUUUUACCUACAAGUGGCACCAUUUUGUGACCAAUCAGCUCGCAUCGUGGUGUGCAGCCUCUUGGAAGAGGCGGGGCUUAGAGUAGAAGUGGUUGAGGAGACCCCGAUCCCUGAAACUUCCUACCCUUCUAUAUUCAGCGGUGAGUGGUUAAAGGAGAUCAACCAGGGCCGCCAUGGAACGCCCCUGAGCCGAUGCCUGCUUGCCACCGAGCAGGGAGUGUUGAGGUUACCAUGGGAACGGGUGGCCGUGCCUGAUUUGGUUGACGUGCCACAGUGUGCUGGGAGUAGUAUGGCCUCUGUUCCUCCUUCAUAUCCUCCUUUACCACCUCCUCUUCCUCCUCCACUUCCUCAUUCUUCUGAGAAAUCUUCGUCGAAUCGUUCAUUUCGUCUUUCACCUGCAAAGAAACCUGCACCAAAAGAGUGCAAAGUAAACGUUCAAAAAUCAACCUCAGCAUCUUCUUCACAUCCCACCGCCUUCUCUGUGGAGACGAGAAUAUGUCCAGGGAAGCACGGCAUCGCUGUGUCUCUCUGCCGGGUGGAUUCCACUGCUGCCUCUUCAUCUAGAAUUGUCAAAGUGAAAGAAACUGAAACCGAGCACAAGCCUAUUGGCUGGGUUUCCCCAAAUACAUGGGACAGCCGCUUCACUGGGUCAGGUUCAGACACAGCGACAAAAACAAGUGCUGCUUCAGAGAAACCCUGUACUCCGUGCAUGAAGAGGAGACAAGGCGGUCAGGUCUCCCGAACUCAGGAGCUGAGGUGCCGAUACAGGGACUCCUACCAGGCUGCUAUAGAAAACCCUGUCACCUUUGGACAGGAGAGAGAGAGGGGGAAUAUGUUAGCUGUGGUGGAGGAGGAUGAUGAUUUCUCACAGGGUGACGACAGACAGAUGCCACCAGGGACUGAAACAGAGGAUCCAUGGUGUAAUGUAGGAGGAAUGUGGUGUGAUCCUGGGAUCCAAAACCAGCCUCCUUUAUCUGUCAGUGGAGCCGUCUGUAAAGAGUCGGGAGAAAAAAACACUGUUCCAUAUUGGAAACCAGGAGAUUCUAGCCCUGCCCCCCUUAUGGAGUACAGGUGCACCAAUCCUUUAAAAUAUGGCGGGGUACCAGAGCAGCCGGCUGAAACAACCACCGUGCCAUUCAGGGAAACAGGGAACAGACACACUGCCAAACCUGUGAACGGGAAACAUUUAGCAACUGGAGCGAGGAUCAACAAUCAAAACUUGUCAGAUUCAAAGGAUCCUCAACAGCCACACGUGACCUCUACCAAACACCAUGGAUUGCAGUGUGGUCCAGGUGAAAUGUCAGGGACAAGCCUGGCCCUCAAGCCUCGUGAAAGAUUAAGAAACAGAACCAGUUCCUCUGGGAUGAGUCCAAACAUCACAAAGCCUCUCACAGCGUUACAUACCAGACGAGAAUCCACAUCCGAUGGAAGGUGUUCAUCCCUCUCCACGGCCGUGGUGGACACCUCGGAGAAGUGUGAACUGGUCAUCGUUGAAGGACAAAAUGUCAGGAGAAGAGAAAGUAAAAGCUCCUGUGCAGAGGUUCCCCAGCUGCAUGUUGUCAAAUGUAAAAACAGCACAGCCUUUGGGCUGGUGUCUCCCAAGAUCAACAGGAGGAAGAUGGUCAUUCCAGGUGGUGCUCAGCCCAGCAGUACAUCAUUAACCAGCAGACAAUGUCAUCAGAGGGAGAACCCGUCUCAGGCAGAUCCACCUCCAGCAUCAGAGACACAGAAGAUCUCCCAGCAUGCCUCUGCUCGGCCUAGACCCAACCACCUCCCCCUGGGAUCCCCAGACCCCAGAGCCCACCCCCUCUACCUGGGAGUAGCAUCACUCACAGGCGGCAGAGACAGGACAGGCAGGGCUAUAGUUGAGCUCUAUGGAGAGCACCCAGGCUGGAGAUCAGCUGUAACAAGCCAGGAGAUCUUCCACAUGCUGCUCUACUUCCACUUGAUCAUCAGGAGGGAAAUCAGAGAAGCUGGGAUGACUCUUAUAUUUGAUGCGAGGAAGACAAAUCCUCCGCCACAGCUCUACAAGGCCUUGAUGACGCUUCAGGAGCAGAGUCCGCUGGUACUGAACAGUUUGGUGAUGCUGGUGGACAAGGACAGCCGCCUGCGGCCUGAGAGAUGUCCAGGUGUCCAGACGGACAUGGUGACGUUGAUGAAAGCCUUGCUGAAGCUGGUGGAGGGGAAUCAGCUGAGCUCCCGCCUGGACGGCACACUGUCUCACAGCCACUGUGACUGGAUAGAGCUGCACCAGAAACUUUUCCCAUUUGUAUCUGAUCUUCACGAAGCCUCCAGCCUGCUUCUGAAUGCCAUCAGUAAGGUAGAGGAGCCCCAGAGGACAGACACUGUACAGACUGUGCAGCAGUGCAUGAUGGACCAGAGGACUCUGAUGAGGGACGUACUUGAGGACAGCAGAUUGGUUGGCCUGCAGAGGGAGGGUGGGGCCAUCUUGGCGAGGCUGAGAAGGGAGAGUGACCUCAAAUACCCUCACUGUGAAGACCUCAGUGAUGCAGUAGACUCUGUGACGAGUCUGUACAACCACAUGGAGGAGCAGGCUCACGUUCUGGUGCUGAGGUCCAACGUGUCCCUGGAACACCUGGAGUACCUGCUGCAGCUCCGGGAGUUGGAGGGACACUUCACCCAGAUGCAUCAUUGGUUUCAUGUAGAAGGAGAGCGCCACCUGCUGGAGGCUGAGUCUGUGGAGGACUCUGGGGACAGAAUGGAGCAGAUCCUUAACAGCUUCACUGGUUUCCUUAUUGAGGACCGAAGGCACCACGCUAUGUCGUUAGUGUCCGAGGCCGAGCGGCUGCAGCAGAGCGGCCACUACUACCCAGAGACGGAAGCAUUCAGGACUUUUGUCUGCACCUUCAAGUCAGGCCUGGAGGAGUUCCUGUGCAGGGCCGAGGCCUGCGGCAGAGAGCUGCAGAUCAUGGUCAACGUGUGUGAUUUUUGUGAGCAGGCAGCAGCUCUGGCCGGCGAAUGCAUUGAUUACCUGGACCAGAGUCAAACAAAUUCUCAACAAAACCAUCAAGACGGUACAACCACCAGUGCUUCACUGUCAGGAAACGACAACUCAAUUCUUCAGACUUUUCAAGAGCGGUUUCUCCAGUUCAUCCCGGAGAGGUUUCAGGAGGUGAAGGCUCAGGCCAGCGCCCUGCAGGGCACCAGGGGGAUGCGGGUGUGGAACGUAGCCUGGCUCAGGUGUCAGGAGGCCAGGCAGCAGCUUCAGGAGAGGAUGCAGAGUGUGGAUGAACUGCACCACCAAAACCCAGAGUCGAGCAGCAGUUAUGAGUGUCGCUAUGUAGAUGUGGUGAGCACUAAUAUUCAGACGACGUCACCCGGUGGACAGAAUCUGGUGGUUCAAUCGACCCCUGGUCCUCGGCACCCCCAGUGGGAGGGCAUCGUGUCCGGGGCGGUGGAUUUGGGGAAGAGAAAGCCGAUCAUGGGCAGCAACAGCACUAAUUCAACCAAUGUAGCCGACUGUGACAUCAUCAUCAAACCUGAGGAUCCCAGUGAUGCUGGAACCAGCCAGGGGUCAAAGGUCCCUCCACAGUCACCUCACAGUUCAGGAAGGAGAACAGAGAGAGAGGCGAGGAGGAGACAGACGAGCAGAGCGAGGAGAGAGCGGGAUGCUGCCGCUCUGUCCCAGUCCCACACCGUCGGCUGCCAGUGGUUUCCAUGGGCGCGAGGCCUAAAAACGAGGUCGGUGAGCCAAGACUCGGGCUCCACGGGGGCGGCGACUGCAGGGUCCUCCACUCCCCCGGAGCAGCGAGUCCGACCGCCAUCGUCCUGCUCCCACCACGGUCAGCCGUCCUGUCGGAUUCUCAAGGAGGCUCAGAAGUUCCAGAUCUCCCGCCACGGCAGCUUCUGCUCAGAGGACUCCUGUCUGAGCGAGCGGGGGGCUGCAGGUGGUGAUGGGUCUCUAUGCUCCAAACACUCCAGCCUGCCCAUAGGGGGCAGAUAUGAGGGGGCCUUUUAUUUGGCGAAUCCUCAGGAGAGUGCCAGCAACGCUCUGAGGCUGAGGCGUAUCCUGGAGGAGCUGGUGGUCACGGAGAGGGAGUACGUACGAUCGCUCAACUACAUCCUGACCCACUACCUCCCCCUGCUGGACAGACCUGACAUCCCCCAGGACCUCAGGGGCAAGCGAGGUGUCAUCUUCGGGAACCUGGAGAAGCUUUACAACUUCCACAGCCACUACUUCCUGCCAGAGCUGGAGGCCUGCCAGAGGGAGCCGGCCAUGGUGGCCCGCUGCUUCCUCAGACAUAGCGAGAGCUUUGGCCUGUACGCUCUGUACAGCAAGAACAAACCUCAGUCAGACGCCCUCAUCCUGCAUCGGCGCCACGACAUCUUCAAGAGGAAGCAGCAGGAGCUGGGGGACAUGAUGGAUCUUUCAUCCUACCUGCUGAGGCCCAUCCAGAGGAUCAGCAAGUACAGCCUCCUUCUGCAGGACAUGUUCAGCGAGAGGGAGCGGGAGAGGUCUGAGAUCCAGGCUGCUGCCGACUUGGUUCGAUUUCAGAUGCGUCACGGCAACGAUUUGCUCACAAUGGAUGCCAUCCAAGACUGUGACGUGAAUUUGAAAGAGCAGGGCCAGCUGAUUCGUCAGGAUGAGUUCACAGUUUUCUUUAGGAAGAAGAAAUGUGUCCGCCGCGUCUUUCUGUUUGAACAUCUCGUCCUCUUCAGCAAGACCAAGAGGACAGAUAUCGGCAAUGAUGUGUAUGUCUACAAACAGUCAUUCAAGACGAGCGACAUUGGGAUGACCCAUAACUCCGGUGUGAGCAACCUGUGUUUUGAGAUCUGGUUCCGCAGAAGGAAGAGCGAGGACACCUACACCCUGAAAGCCUCCAGCAUGGAGGUGAAGAAAGCCUGGACCACUGAUCUGGAGAGGAUCCUGUGGGAUCAGGCCACUCACAGCAGAGAGCUUCGUAUACAGGAGAGGGUGUUUAUGGGGAUGGCCAGCAAACAUUUCAUGGACAUUAAACCCAGCGAUGCUGCGAUUUGUGACCGAGCCGUCAGCUGUGUCCUGCCUGGGAGAAUCCCUGUGGCGUGUUGUUCUCACAGGGGCGUAGACUAUCCACGGCCAAACUCCAUUGGCUCUGGCAGCACGGCCUCCACCACCCUCAGCCAAUCGUCUUCCUCCUCCGGCCGGGGCUCGCUGCCCCCUGCUGGAUACCCCGGGAACCAGUCGCAGGGAUUGGACACCGGUCCGGCCAUCUGCUCCUUCCCUGAGGCAGUGACUGACAAUGAACUCAACCAUCAGCAUCUUCAUCAGCAUCUUCAUCGUAACUGUGCGCAGUGGAAAACUCAUCAUCCUCUAUUGGACAGCACCGAGUCAUCUGGGGAAAACAUCAAUGUCUUGAGCAGCUCGGACCCCAGCUGCCUGUCUGCCAUUGGUGGAGAGGCAGUGGAAAACUCCUCCUCCUCGUUCAUGUCCCAGAAUUCCAAGCUUCGCCUACCACUGAGUCGGACGCCGAGCCUGAGGAGAAACAGCUCACCGGUGAUCAUCAGAAAGAAACCAGGUGUCGCGCCCAAACCUCAGCAUCUAGCUAAUGCCCAGAGUGAAGAAAUUAUAAUCGUAAAAUCAACAGAAGUGUAACCCUGGAUUCCCUACAGAAGAUUUUUGGACGGCUGGAUCCAUUCAGUCCUGCACAUCUUCUGGUCUCUGAGGGAACUAGAGGGCGCUCAGAGAGCAUGAACCUCCGCUCCACUAUUUUGCAACGGUCAAGAAAGUGAGAAAAAAAAUGUCUGGAUUUACGGCAAAAAUGGUUCGAUCUUUCCAUCCAGUUUCGUGGAAAUCUAUUCUGUGACUUUUGCAUAAUCCUACUGACAAACAAUCAAUUAAACCAAAGAACAGGGAAACACAUCGUGUGGCCAAACAGUCAUGAGACGCAGCUUUGUGGUCACAUGUUCUGGUUUGCAUACCAUUACAAUACAUUACACACAAUCUUAACCAGUAUUCACAGAAUAUGUGUCUUUAGGUGCCUUGGUUCUUUACCGCAGCAGAAAUAUUUCCAUCAUCAGCAAUGUUUUUUAACUUUAAUAUUGAACCAAGCUUAAGAUGAACCGAUCCGGUGGAUUAAACAUGAAGAACAUAGCUUAUUGACAUACUCAGCAUAGGAACCUGUUUUUGUGUUCAGUGAACUAACCAUGUGUUUUUAUGUGGUUAGCUGUCAUCUGUUAGCUUCAACAUUUACUGACUAUACUGUUGUUUAGAGUGAAACAUAUUCUGCAAAUACAUACAUGAGUAUCAGGUAUAUGUGUCAUGCUACAAUAACACAGAAUGAAAGAGUUUGUGUUCAAGGGAUACAUUUGUAAUGCAUGUUGUUGGAUCUUUUGUACUGUAUAGUGUGUACAGUUAGCAGUGGCAACUGUAUUUGAGAGAAGGAGAAUGCACUUCAGUUCUGAGACAAAUAUGAAGUGUCUCUUUGUGCUGCUGUGCUACUUUUCAUUUGAUUUACCUGCAGGCAAAGUGUUGCUAAAGAAGCAUUUGUAUCAGCUGGACUAUAAAUGUUUUGUUUACGAGAUCACAAGGGAAACUGAGGUUCAGUUCAUGGCCAGAGCUGUGGAGUGUUCAAGAGCCCAGGACUGGCUGCAGACCCAGACUUCAGGAAUGGAGAAACACGUGUUUAAUAAUAAAUUGAAAUUAAUUAAUAUAUGAAGUUAUUUCUACUUUUGAGCCAUUUUUUUCUCACAGUAGUUCUAUAAACGGACAGACCACUGGCUCACGUGUUACUGUUUUCACAUCUGGAUAUUAUUUAUUACAGUAAUUCGUUCUCUUCCUCAUAAAAGCAACACAACAACUUUGUAUUAACAGACAAAAUAUGGCUGUACGCUUACAGGCAAGAACCACUUCCUGUUAUUAAGGGUCCACUAAUUGUUCCAUACUCAUCAAUGUUCCAGCUUCACCCACAUGAAAAUGACUAUUACAAAAAAGGUAUUUUCUCUGAUUAUUUACAUACAUUUUGUUGUAUUUUGUUUGUUGUCUUUAUUUUUUAACAAGUUAUUGAUGGAAGGCAUCACUUUUUUUUCAUGCAAAAUGUACAGUAUGCAAAUGAUGACUGGAUCUUUGAUGGUCACAAUGUCGACUUUUAUUUAUUUUCCUAAAAACCACUGACUUUUAAUGACCUGGAAGAUCCAUGUGUUUUCUGUUCUCUGUAACUCUUAAUUUAUGACUUUUUCUGUUUGUGUAAAUGCAGAGUCUGUGCAGUUAUUUUUUCUUUCUUUCUUUCUUUUGUUGGAUUGUUUUAGUGGAAUUUGGAGAAGGUUUUGUUUGGUUUAACCUCUGAACUUUGCACUACCUUUUGGAGGUGAUGUGACUGCAUGAGGAUGUGGUACCAAUGUGAUGAUGCUUCACUUCCUUAUUCCACAGAGUAAUUCCUCAGACAGACGGACAGCUGCAGACACUUGUUUCAAAACUUUGUUUGCCACUGUGCAGGUUUUACCUUGGCACAGACACCACUGCCCAAAAUAGCGGUCUGCUAUUUCCAUUCUUUCUUUUCUUUUGAUCUGCAAAGUGUUUGAUAGAAACUGGAUAUAGUCAUGUUGCAGUUUUAUGACCUUUUACACAACAUCCUCCAGUAAUAAAAAAAAAAAUGAAAGUGAAAAACU
Limanda limanda (common dab) is the source of this 7979-nucleotide messenger RNA. RefSeq lists its product as uncharacterized. Lineage: Eukaryota; Metazoa; Chordata; Actinopteri; Pleuronectiformes; Pleuronectidae. The transcript is spliced from 27 exons. Bases 64 to 5967 code for a protein of 1967 amino acids. The record is from RefSeq and is a predicted model, not a curated record. Gene Ontology annotation, molecular function: guanyl-nucleotide exchange factor activity.